This is a messenger RNA of Sardina pilchardus (European sardine), 1004 nucleotides long. It is a transcript of the gene nek5, whose product is annotated as serine/threonine-protein kinase Nek5. The record is from RefSeq and is a predicted model, not a curated record. Lineage: Eukaryota; Metazoa; Chordata; Actinopteri; Clupeiformes; Clupeidae. The transcript is spliced from 11 exons. Gene Ontology annotation, molecular function: ATP binding; protein kinase activity. Gene Ontology annotation, biological process: protein phosphorylation. Bases 93 to 1004 code for a protein of 303 amino acids.
CACUGCCUUGCACCUAAAAAGAAAACGAGAUAGGCUAUGAUAUCCGUCAACAAACAAGUUUAAUCCAGUGUGUCGCUCGCAUUGAUGUUGCCAUGGCGAACAACUACGAGCUAGUGCGGCCGAUAGGCCAGGGCGCGUUCGGGAAGGCGUUCCUGGCGAAGGCGCGAGACGGGAGCGCGCGUCAGUGUGUGGUGAAGGAGAUUAACCUGCGGAAGAUGUCUGCGCGAGAGAGAGAAGCGUCUCAGAAGGAAGUUGUGCUGCUCUCCCAAAUGAAACACCCCAACAUCGUCAGCUUCAUCACGUCCUACCAGGAGAGAGGUUGCCUCUACAUAGUGAUGGAGUAUUGUGAUGGGGGCGACCUAAUGAAGAGGAUUCAUAUACAGAAAGGACAACUGUUUUCUGAAGAGCAGAUUAUGGACUGGUUUGUGCAGAUCUGUUUGGGCCUGAAGCACAUCCAUGACAGGAAGGUCCUGCACAGGGACAUUAAAGCACAGAACAUUUUUCUGGCGCAGGGUGGCCUGAAGGUGAAAUUGGGGGAUUUUGGGAUCGCCAGGAGACUGAGCAGUACUCUGGAGUUGGCCCGUACGUGUGUGGGAACCCCUUAUUACCUCUCCCCAGAGAUCUGUAACAACAAACCUUACAACAACAAGACGGAUGUGUGGUCUCUAGGCUGUGUCCUCUAUGAACUCUGCACUUUAAAACAUCCGUUUGAGGCGUGCAGUCUCAGGCAGUUAGUAGUUUGCAUCUGUAGGGGGCGCUAUGCUCCUGUGCCCGCCCACUACACCUCCGGCCUGAGACAGCUGAUUGGCCAGCUCUUCAAAGUCCCGCCCAGAGAGCGCCCGUCAAUCAACUCACUGCUCAGACUACCAGUGCUAGAGUCUCGCAUCAAACUACACUUACCAACAGAGAUACUUCAUGAGGAGUUCAGUCACACAGUUCUGCACAACCAGAAACCAACUGGACCCAGACAUCCUCAGAGACCAGCGCAGGUUCUGCAUGUGUGA